Penicillium pulvis is the source of this 1557-nucleotide messenger RNA. Its product is annotated as sugar porter family MFS transporter. Gene Ontology annotation, cellular component: membrane. Bases 1 to 1557 code for a protein of 518 amino acids. The transcript has 4 exons. The record is from RefSeq and is a predicted model, not a curated record. Gene Ontology annotation, molecular function: carbohydrate:proton symporter activity. NCBI's taxonomy places the organism in Eukaryota, Fungi, Ascomycota, Eurotiomycetes, Eurotiales, Aspergillaceae. Gene Ontology annotation, biological process: carbohydrate transport; transmembrane transport.
AUGGCUGCCCCUACGCAACAAAUCAAAGAUUGUCGGUUUGAGAAAUGGUGGAAGGAUACUGGCUUAUGCAAGUUGCUAGCAUGGCAGGUUACUAUCCUUGUAUCGCAAAUGACCACUGGCUAUGACGAAAGUGUGGUCGGAAGUUUUCAGUCCAUGAAGCCUUGGGUCAAAGACAUGGGCUACCCUAAUGUCUCACAAAUUGGGCUCAUUACUGCCAUUGUAUUCGUCGGUGGGUUUGUGGGUGCUUUCAUAGCCUCGCCUACUGCAGACUAUCUCGGACGAAGAGUAGGCAUGCUGGUUGGCGCAAGCCUGACAUUUACCGGCACAGCCAUUCAGACUGCGGCACAAAACUCAAAUAUGUUUAUCGGUGGUCGAUUCUUGAUUGGUCUUGGAAUCAGUUUCACCUGCGUUGCUGGUCCGUCGUUGUUGUUCGAACUAGCUCGUCCGUCCAUGCGCGGCACAAUAUCCUCUUUGUUCAACGUACUUUGGUAUGUCGGGUCUAUCAUCGCCGCGUGGACAACCUUUGGAACUGGUUAUAUGCCUACCAGCUGGUCAUGGCGGAUUCCGUCCCUCAUUCAGGGAAUCCCAGCCCUCCUAGUGAUAAUUUCCGUUCUUGCUGGGCUGCCCGAGUCUCCUCGCUGGCUUUGCGCAAAUGGCAGAGUGGAAGAGGCCAAGACACUGCUUGCAAAAUAUCACAGCAACGGUGAUUUGCACUCCGUACUCAUCAUUCGAGAAAUCAAAGAGAUAGAAAUAACACUAGAGACUCAGAAGAGUAUCACCUCCAGUGGUCACAACACUUGGUCGAGUCUCUACCGCUCGCCAGCGAAUAGGAAGCGCAUUGCUUUGGUUGCUACAGUGGCCUUAUUGACGCUUUGGAAUGGCCAGGGUGUGAUCUCAUACUAUUUCAGUCCUAUCUUGACCAGUAUCGGUAUCACCUCUACACCACAGCAGACUGGUAUUAAUGGUGGUCUACAGAUAUGGAACUUGUUUUCUUCACUGGCAGGCGCUUUGCUGGCAGAUAGAAUAGGCCGACGAACUCUCUGGCUUACCUCAUUCAUCGCCAUGAUUUUCGCCAACGUGCCGCUCACUAUAUCUUCAGCCAUGUACACCAAGAGAGGAUCCAAAGGGGCCUCGUAUGCUGUUGUCGUCUUUCUGUUUUUCUACGAUGCUGCCUUCAACUUGGCAAACAAUCCGCUUCUGUAUUGUUACCCGACAGAAAUUCUGCCAUUUUCGAUUCGUGCCAAAGGACUGAGUAUUCAGGUAGCUGUAUCGCAGGCAGCCUUAACCAUCAAUCAAUACGUGAAUCCGAUCGCAAUGGAACGGAUUGGAUUUUACUAUUACGUCUUUUAUCUUGGCAUGCUUAUUGCCGGGACUCUCGUUAUAUAUUUUACAUUUCCCGAGACCAAAGGCAAGACUGAAAUUGAAUUAGCUGCUUUAUUUGAGGAUCCUGGAUACGAUCGUGGAAACGCUAUAACUCUUGAUGGUCUGGAGGCUGGAUCCGGCCCUCAUACGUUGGUCUGCGAGAAAGGCUCAGUGGUCACCAAACCUGAACAUUAA